Linum trigynum is the source of this 3378-nucleotide messenger RNA. NCBI's taxonomy places the organism in Eukaryota, Viridiplantae, Streptophyta, Magnoliopsida, Malpighiales, Linaceae. The record is from the annotation of a GenBank genome assembly.
UCGCGAACCCAUUAUGAACGGCCCAAGGAACGGAUCAAACGUCCAUACAAGACUGAACGACGACCUAGGUCAAUUGUAGUUGAUUUUGCCCUUGCACCCCCAGCAAACUCAUCAGGACAUCUAAGCAAACAUUAGAUGCCCCGCCGAAGCGCGCAAUACGAGUGUGGCAGACGUAUGAACGUGCUAGAGGUUUCUUAAAAUCCAAUUUUUUUGUUUGACUCAUCUCGAUGAACACCACACUUAGAGAUUUGUUUUGAACAUACAUAUUUCUUCAGAUAAUUAUACAAUUUUAAUCCGACUCUAAUUUCUUUCAUCAUCACCAUGAUCUAAUUCCAUCGUCUAACCUCUGCUAAGUUAAUCGAUUCGACCAUAUCCGGAUUGAGUAGACAAAACAACUAACACAUCCUCUUCCCCAUAACAAAAAAGCUGCAUAUAUUAUUUGAAGUCCACAAAAAGCACAUGAAAAUGUUGAGUAGUACCAACUAUAUACCAUUACACACAUAUCCAGUCUUUGUUCUACAUCUCAAUUAUGUACAUGUAACACAUCAUAUAUAUUCGGCGCGCGGUGACUGACCUCCCAAAAGGCCAAUUAACUGAAGAUGAAAGGCGCCCCCCGCCCUAGCCCUAGUAAAUGAUAUAUUUAAGAAAUCACAAGUCCUCGCAUGAACCCACGUAUGCAAAACCAUUUAAAUAAAUAAAUGUACAUACUCACUCAAUUAAUACACAGUCACAUGUACACAUAAAUACAUGCCAAAAACAUCAAGUGUAUUAAUAUUCAAUGGCGUUACCCUACAAACCAAAGCAGUCCACACGUAAGAUUCCCUCCCUUUUAAUUUCCUCCCCAAUAUAUAUAAAUAACCCUUCCUUCUCUUCCUUUCUUCAAUCUUCACACCACCAAUACGAUAAAGCCUAAAAUAAUGGGCAAAAUCCAUCCCAUCUUCUCCACCUCCUCCGCCGUCGACGCCUCAACGUCGCCGUCAUGCGACGUUACUUCGACCACGGAGACGUUCACCAUGUGGAUGAAGUCGCUGGUGAUGAACGGCAACGGAUGCACCAUCUACGACCAAAACGGCGCCGUCGUGUACCGGGUCGACAACUACCAGAAGAAGGGCGGGCGGGAGGUGUGCCUCAUGGACCUCAAGGGCAAUCUCGUCUUCACGAUCCUCAAGACGGCUUCCUUCCUGUGCCCGUUCUUGUCGAGGAAGUGGAAGGGCUACCGAUGCGACGAGGAGACGGCGUCGUUUUCUGUCGCGAGGAAGAGAUUAUUCGCGGCGGAUUUGUGUUGCGGGGGCCGGUAUAGGUUGGAAGCGUCGUGUGGUGCGAAGGUGACGGCGUUUAAGAUAACGGACGUGGUUAGCGGCGGGGUUGUGGCGGAGGCGAAGAGGAAGCAGCAGUCGAUGUUGACGGAGGGGAACGGAGUGUUGUUGGGGAACGACGUGAUGACGUUGGUGGUUCAGCCGGGAGUUGACCGGUCGUUGGUUAUGGCUCUGGCCACCGUCUAUGGCUUGAUGAGCCGCAGAUUAUGAUGAUGUUCGUGUUUUUUUUUUUUUUUUUUUUUGCUAGGUUUUUUUCCCCUUCUUAUUUUCCUUUUUGGAUGGAAUAUAAUGUGGAGAGAGAGAGAGAGAGAGAGAGAGAGAGAGGGAAGAUGAAACGUUUUUUUUUUUUUUUUUGUGAGACCCAUUUUCCGAUCUGGAAUUGGAUAGAGGAAGAAGAUGGGUUCCAUUGUAGUUGUAAGAUGGAAAGGGGGAAAGAACAGGUAGGCAAAGUGAAGAAAUUAAUAGAAGAAAAUUGAGUUGUAGCUUUGUAGUCUGUACAUUUGUUCUUCUUUUGAUUUGUGUAUAUGUUCUGGUGACUAUACUUUUUCUAGAAAUAAUUUGGGAGCCCACGGAAAAGAUCGAUUUACCAAUUUGUACGAAGGUAGUAACAUUUCUCUUUUUAUGUUAGAUUGAAAAGAAUCAGACAUUCUAUCGAAUUGUUGAGAGAGAUUUUACUGUAAGAGUGAACCAAAAAGUGUUUUUCUUCGAUGAGUAUAAUACCUUAAUCACGCGAGUUACCACUUUUACUUAGAUACAAGAAUGUGGUGCAUAUAAAUUUAUCAUUAUUAUUGUUAUCAUUGUCAAGUUAUUAAUUAAUUGAGUCAGUUUAGUCAUUGUUUAGGAAUCAUAUUCAUUAUUAAGGUAGUUUCUUUACGAGUAAGUUACCGAGUCCUUUUAGAAUUAGUUUUGGGGUUUAUGCCUUUGCUAUAAAUAUGUAUUUUGUGGUUCAGUUAUUAUUAUCAGAGACAAAGAAUAUUUUGUUUAUGGUACCUUUUAUCUUUCGUAUCUUAUGAGUAGAAGUCAUUUAACUAUUUUAUCCAUGUUUAAGAGAAUUUAUGCGCAACAACGUACAUCUUCUUAUAUUAUUCUCUUGUUAAAGGAUAUGUAAUACUAUGCAAUUAGUUAAAUUCUAAAUAUUUUUAUUUCGUAACUCAUUGUUCUAUAGGCUGGUUAUUAUACAGGGGUGUUAUCUUAAUAUUUUCUUUAUUAGCCUUUCACUUAUAUCCAAAUUAUGAUGGGAUAUGCGAGUAACAAUUCUCUUCAGUCAAGUAUAGGGUCUUCCCCAAAAAUAACUAGAGGGUGGUCAACAUUUUUGUUCUAAUAAACAAGAAUAUUGGGGGGAAAUAAUUAAUAUUUCAACGAAUAUAUAAGAGGAAGAAGAUCAAAGACAAAGAGAGGGAAAUCAAUUAUUUCCAAAAUAGAAUUGAAUAAAAUAUAGAGGGUAUAUAUAUAGAAUUAAUAUGCAAUUAGCCGAUCUGUACAACUCGAAAACCAUAAUCGUAUCUUCUGACAAUUGAUCUGAAAGGAACUGCCUACCUCUAAUUGUGACCUGUCCAAGAUCGAUUUUGGUAACAAAUUAAAUGACGGAUCUAAAACCAAAUUACAGAUUAAUUUUAUUGGAUCAUUGUCAGAGAAUAUUCACUCUUUGUUUUUUACAGAUACGUGCAUGUACAAAAUAAAUUAUAUGUACAUGCAUGAGACCGAUUACUGUGCCGGAUUAUCCCAGUCCCAGAAGUGAUUUCAGAUCCACGAAAAUAAAAAUUAUGACUAUCAGACAGUAAAUAAAUACAACUUGAAACUGAUGGACUAGGGUUUUUUUCUCUUUUUUUCUUGAUUAUAUAUUAAGUGGCUCACAGUGGAUCUUCAUCUAAUUAAACCGGCCUCGAUUAACACACCACGAAGGUUAACGAAUCGGCUUCAAUUUCUAAAUCAUAUCCAUUUCUCGAACAAAUUCAAGUAAUUAAGAGCUAGAAACAACAAUGUACGUGGGGGGAGCAAUUCAAUUAAUUUUUAUUAGAUAUGUUUUCAAGAUAAGUAUGCAUAAUAAAUUUAAUAAUAAGAU